GCUACCCGAACGCUGCUUUGGUCUUGUGGAGGCGCACGGGCUGUUGGACGCGGUUUAAACGCUGGCACUUUUUCCUCUAGAACUUUUGACCUAAUUUUAAUUUUUGCAUGUUGGAUCCGGUCCCCCGUGUGUUUCCAGAAAUAAUCUCUGGUGUAUUUUGAACAUCGGAGUGUUGAUCGAGGAGUUGGGAAUAAAUAAAUAAAAGAACACCUUGCAUUGCGCGCUGGAACAUGGCUCAUCGGUGGAGUUUCCGCUCGGAUGGAGGCUGUUUCAGUCUGGUGUGGUCCCAGUAUUCCCACUGAGCUCGGCUGGGAAACUAUGGAGCAAAGAAACAGACUUUUCUGCUACAUUGUCUUCGCGGCGGAGCUCUAUCUGGGCUCGACCCAGGUCCUCAGGAUCGGUGGUAUUUUUGAGACCAGGGAGAGCGAGCUAGUGAGCAUGGACGAGCUAGCUUUCAAGUUUGCUGUAAAUAACAUCAACCGCAACAAGACUUUGAUGCCCAACGCCACUCUCACCUAUGACAUCCAGAGGAUCAACAUCUUCGAUGGCUUUGAGGCUUCCAGAAGAGCGUGUGACCAGCUGGCUCUGGGCGUGGUCGCUGUGUUUGGACCCUCUCACAGCUCCUCGGUCAGUGCAGUUCAGUCCAUCUGCAACGCCCUGGAGGUCCCUCACAUCCAGACCCGCUGGAAGCACCCGUCAGUGGACAACAAGGACACGUUUUUCAUCAACCUGUAUCCUGAGUACACCGCCAUCGCCAGAGCCAUCCUAGACGUGGUCACUUUCUUCAAAUGGAGAAAGCUGACGGUGGUCUAUGAGGACAGCACAGGACUGAUGCGGAUGCAGGAGCUGAUCAAAGCUCCAGCUAAAUUAAACCUGAAGAUCAGGAUCCGCCAGCUCACCCCGGGUAACCAAGACGCUCGGCCGCUGCUGAAGGAGCUGAAGAAGGACAGAGAGUUUUUCAUCAUCUUUGACUGUUCUUAUCGCACAGCCUCAGAGCUCCUAAAGCAGCUUUCCUCAAUGGGAAUGAUGACAGAAUACUAUCACUUUUUCUUCACAACUUUGGAUUUGUUUGCUCUGGACCUGGAGCCGUACCGCUACAGCGGGGUCAACAUGACAGGAUUCAGACUGCUGAACUUUGACGACCCCUGGGUGGCCUCCACGAUUGACAAGUGGUCCAUGGACAGAGUUCAGGGUCCCAAACAAGAGAGCGGACUUAUGGAUGGAGUCAUGACUACAGAUGCAGCCCUGAUGUAUGACGCCGUGUUCAUGGUUGCAGUCGCGUCACAGCGAGCAACUCAAAUGACCGUAAGCUCACUCCAGUGUCACCGACACAAACCCUGGCGCUUUGGGCCUCGCUUCAUGAACUUGUUCAAAGAGGCACAGUGGGAUGGAUUGACGGGGCACAUUGUCCUAAACAAGACGGACGGCCUGAGGAGAGACUUUGAUUUGGACAUCAUCAGCCUCCAAGAAGACGGCACUGCCAGAGGAGUCACGGAGAGCACGAGUCGCCUCACAAAGAGGUGGAUCAAGGUUGCCGUAUGGAACUCCUACAAGGGGAUGACCCUGAUGAACCAACCGAACAGGGACAAGACCACCAACGUGACGGACUCUCUGGCCAACAGGACUCUUAUUGUCACCACCAUCCAGGAGAAUCCAUAUGUGAUGGUGAAAAAGUCAGACAAAGAACUGGUUGGGAACGAUCGCUAUGAGGGAUACUGCAUGGACCUCUUGAAGGAGCUUUCGAACAUUUUGGGUUUCACGUAUGAAGUCAGACUGGUAGGUGAUGGGAAAUAUGGAGCCCAGAACGAUAAGGGAGAGUGGAACGGGAUGGUUCGGGAGCUGAUCGACCACGUUGCAGACCUCGCCGUGGCUCCUUUGACCAUCACGUACGUCAGAGAGAAAGUGAUCGACUUCUCUAAGCCCUUCAUGACUUUAGGGAUCAGCAUCUUGUACAGGAAGCCCAAUGGUACCAAUCCAGGAGUGUUCUCCUUCCUUAACCCUCUGUCUGCGGACAUCUGGAUGUACGUGUUGUUAGCCUGCACCGGCGUCAGCUGUGUGCUCUUUGUGAUCGCGAGGUUUACCCCCUAUGAGUGGUACAAUCCACAUUCAUGCAAUGCCUCAUCAACUCUGGUACAGAACAACUUCACUUUACUCAACAGUUUCUGGUUUGGGAUUGGAGCUCUCAUGCGGCAAGGCUCAGAGGUGAUGCCUAAAGCUCUGUCCACACGUAUAGUCGGGGGUAUUUGGUGGUUUUUUACUUUAAUCAUCAUCUCCUCCUAUACGGCCAACUUGGCUGCCUUCCUCACUGUGGAAAGAAUGGACGCGCCCAUCGACUCGGCAGAUGACCUCGCCAAACAAACACGAAUUGAAUACGGAGCAGUGAGGGAUGGAUCCACCAUGACCUUCUUUAAGAAGUCUAAGAUAUCCACGUAUGAGAAGAUGUGGGCCUUUAUGAGUAGCAGGAAGACCGCCCUGGUCAAGAAUAACAAGGAAGGCAUCACACGAGUCCUGACAACGGACUACGCCAUGCUGAUGGAGUCCACAAGCAUUGAAUACAUCAGCCAGAGAAACUGCAACCUUACACAGAUUGGAGGGCUUAUAGACUCUAAGGGCUACGGAGUGGGAACACCUAUCGGAUCUCCAUACAGGGAUAAAAUCACAAUAGCGAUCCUUCAGCUGCAGGAGGAAGGAAAGCUUCACAUGAUGAAGGAGAAGUGGUGGAGAGGAAAUGGCUGUCCAGAGGAGGACAACAAGGAGGCCAGCGCUCUGGGCGUGGAGAACAUUGGUGGAAUCUUUAUAGUCCUCGCCGCCGGACUGGUUCUCUCUGUUUUCGUGGCUAUCGGAGAGUUUAUCUACAAGUCCCGAAGGAACGCCGACAUAGAGGAGUGCAUGUCUUUUAGUGCUAUGAUGGAGGAGUUGGGGAUUUCCCUUCAGUGUUACAAAGGCAUCCGGAGCAGGCCACGUCCACACAACGCAGCGAGGUCCCCGUGUGUCCUCUGUCAGCCCAGACGUGGGGCCAGAAGGGAAGGAAGACGAGACUCCAGCACAUGAGAACCGAAUCUGAAACAUGAUGGAAUUUUUAUCAGAGACCAUUUGAUCAUUUCCCGCCUGUCAGGUCUGUCUGUGGUCCAAUAAAUUUAGAAAAGUGAUUUUCCUCCUUUAAACUUGAUGUGUGUGUAUAAAACAAAGUGACAUGCAGAUGACUGUUAAAAGCAGAUGAUGACUGUAAGGAUGACGAUCUCUCAAAUGAAAUAAAACACUGCUGCACCCUCACGGUUUUAGCUAUGCAGCGUCUGGUCUGCACGCUUUACAAACCACCCCAAUGUGUAAAUGUAAUACAUCUUUAACAGCUUUUCCG
This is a messenger RNA of Nothobranchius furzeri (turquoise killifish), 3358 nucleotides long. RefSeq names its product glutamate receptor ionotropic, kainate 1. Gene Ontology annotation, biological process: monoatomic ion transport; synaptic transmission, glutamatergic; modulation of chemical synaptic transmission. The record is from RefSeq and is a predicted model, not a curated record. Gene Ontology annotation, cellular component: postsynaptic density membrane; kainate selective glutamate receptor complex; presynaptic membrane. Gene Ontology annotation, molecular function: kainate selective glutamate receptor activity; transmitter-gated monoatomic ion channel activity involved in regulation of postsynaptic membrane potential. Lineage: Eukaryota; Metazoa; Chordata; Actinopteri; Cyprinodontiformes; Nothobranchiidae.